Messenger RNA from Nymphaea colorata (pocket water lily), 2332 nucleotides. Its product is annotated as pentatricopeptide repeat-containing protein At1g77360, mitochondrial-like. The record is from RefSeq and is a predicted model, not a curated record. Lineage: Eukaryota; Viridiplantae; Streptophyta; Magnoliopsida; Nymphaeales; Nymphaeaceae. The transcript has a single exon. Gene Ontology annotation, molecular function: protein binding. The coding region runs from base 442 to 1962 and encodes 506 amino acids.
GUUCCAAUAGCUGACUGUGCUUCCUAUCGCGCUAUGGGACUGUGCUUCCUAUCGCGCUAUGGGUUCCUAUCAAACAGGUAUCUGGCUCGCCGCAACAACGAGACUCGCAGACCAUAAGUCUCGAGACCGGUCGCCGGAAAAUAUCACAUCCGAGAAUCCAGAACCAGAGUUGCUGGGCGGCGACUCGAGUGUUGCAACUGCGGCGGGCACCGGAAAUCCUCAAAUACGCCCUUUCUCCCUUUUUGUGUCUCCUGUUAUUUUUAUGCCCUUGUUCUUCUACUUGUUGCUAUUAUUGAAUUUCUUUUUCUCUCUGUUGUCAAUAAGCGGUGAAAUCUUCCAAGUAGUCUUCCGUUUGUUUGUUUGUUGAUUCUCCUUCUAUCUCUCUAUUGCUUUUUGUAUGCGUUCCCCUUCUGAAUUUGCUUGGUAAAGACGAAGAAAAGGAUGUCUGUCAGAAAGAGGGAUUUUAGUUCGUUUAAGGGCGAGGUCUCUAGACGGGAUGGAUACACGAAAUCUCCGACUUCAUCCCUGGCGGCUGGUUCUUCUCCGCCAAUCGAUCACGCGGGGCGGUUUCCCUCGGCCACCUUGACGAGGCAGCGAAAGAAGCCCGUCUUCUCCUCCUACCUCGACUUGCCCGACCUGUCGCUGAAAAUCAAACAGCUGUGCCAAAUUGUCGCCAACACUCCGACUUCCCGCGUGGAGCCUGCGCUCGACGAGUCGGGACAUAUGGUCACCCACGAGGACGCUGAGGAAGUGUUGAAGCUCUCAUACGGAUUCCCUGGCGCUGCCGUAAAGUUCUUCCGGUGGGCGGGACGGCAACUGGAUAAUAGGCACAGCCCGUACGCGUGGAACUUGAUAGUAGACAUUCUAGGGAAGAAUCGGUUGUUCGACGCGAUGUGGGACUCUGUGAAAACCAUGAGGAGAGAAGGGAUUUCGUCGCUAGCGACAUUCGCCUCUGUCUUUAGCAGCUACGUCCUGGCCGAUCGGGUGAAUGAGGCCAUCAAGACGUUCGAAGUUCUGGAUCAGUAUGGCGUCCUUCAAGACGUUAUGUCUCUUAAUUCGCUCCUCAGUGCGAUCUGCAGAGAUGGACAAACUUCAGAGGCUGAUGAAUUCUUAAAAAAAGUAAUGGAUAGAAUACGGCCAGAUGCUGAUAGUUACGCUAUUCUCUUGGAAGGUAGGGAGAACGAAGGGAAUGUCAUAAAAGCUCGGACUACGUUUCGGGCGAUGAUCAGUCAAAUUGGUUGGGAUCCAUUCAACGUUCCUGCCUACGAUUCAUUCCUCACCCUGCUGGUAAAAGAUUCAUUGAUUAAUGAAGCUGUGGGAUUACUGAAUGUAAUGAGAAACAAUAACUGUUCGCCAGGGUUGAAGUUCUUCAAAACUGCAUUAGAUGUGCUGUCCAACAAGGGCGAUCUUCCUGCAGCUUUGCCAAUAUGGAAAGUUAUGGUUGCGAGCAGAAUAAUGCCAGAUUUGGCAAUGUACAAUUCAAUAAUUGGGUUGCUCUGUCAUUCACAUGAGAUGGAAUUGGCAUUCAGUCUUUUUGAUGAAAUGGUGUAUCAUGGAGCCUAUCCUGAUUCACAGACUUACAAUAUUCUAUUCCAGACUCUGGUGAAGAAUAGGAAAGUGCACGAUGCUGCUUGUAUUUUUCAUGAAAUGGUGAAAAACGAAAGCCAGCUCAGUCCCCGUAACUGCGAAAUGGGAAUUAAGUUGUUCCUGGAUGAAUCACAUCCAGAUAUGGCCAUCAAUAUUUGGAAGCAUGCUGUACAGUGGAACAUCACAAUUAGGGAUGAAAGUGCUAAUGUUUUAGUAUCUGGCCUUCGGGAGCAAAGUAGACUGCCUGAGGCAUGCAAGUAUGCAGAGGAAAUGCUUAAGAGAGGGGUUUCAUUGAGCUCCAAAGAAUUGUCAAGAUUGAAACACAGUCUGAGUAAGGUACAGAAAGAUAAAUUGUAUGAGAAACUUGAGAAAUGACAAAACUGUGUGGUAGGGCUUGAUCAUGUGAAGGUCUGUUUUUAUCAUUUAGAAACAUGAAACAUACCCGUGCUUGUCAUUUUGAAAAAGAGGGCGUACUAUGAUCUUUCAUGUGAAGGCUCAUGGGAACAUGACACUGCUCCAACAUCUUCACUUGUUUAAGAUACCAUCUGUAUCAGCUUGGUACAGUCAUUGAGGGAUUCUUUUCACAUCUGUGCUUUGUGUUUUGCAUGCCACAGGUAUUGAAACCCUUGCUUCAGCCAAAUUAGCAGUCAAUUUUGAAUGAUAAUUCUGCAGUUUUAUCUGAAAUCCUGUAAGAAGUCAGACUUUUUUAAAAAAGUUCUGAAAGUAAUGAUUUUGCUUUUCUUAA